Acanthopagrus latus (yellowfin seabream) is the source of this 4493-nucleotide messenger RNA. RefSeq lists its product as uncharacterized. Bases 865 to 4191 code for a protein of 1108 amino acids. Lineage: Eukaryota; Metazoa; Chordata; Actinopteri; Spariformes; Sparidae. The transcript has 11 exons. The record is from RefSeq and is a predicted model, not a curated record.
ACAGACACUUGUUUAGUUUCUGGUCUUCGUUUGUUGUGUCCUCUUCUGUUUCAACCGUUUCCGGCGCAUUCGUGACGUCAGUGACGUUCAAUGUCGCGCUUCAGCUAAAAAUGACAGACGGACUGUCGUGUCUGUGGGAACAGGUAAUGGUAAAUUUUAACAGGUUGAACCGCGCUUAUAAACAACCGGUGUAGAGCCGCUACUUGUGGUGGAAAAGCGGUAUUACAUGUGUGACAUGACGCCCCGCUGUCCCAUAAUUCUGCCGUUAAUGUGGCUGAAACACAGCUCCGUCAAUCAUUUUUAACAUAUAAAGAGCAGAAGCUGAGUGACUGACAGAGACGACUCCAUCUUUUAACAGUCCUGUCUGACACACAGCGGGGUGUCGGUGUAAAAGCACUAAUGAAUCGCCUCUGCCCUCUCAUGUCUUCGUGCCUCCUGCGGUUAAAGGUUUCCUGUGUAACGUUCAAACACCGUGUAAAAACCAGCUCCCGCCGUCACCGCUGGAUUCCUUCCUCUCAUCUCUGGAAAUGCCGAAAUAUUCAAACGACCGCACAGAGCAGCCGAGCAGCCUGGAGGCGGCGUGAAGCUCCCCGUCACAACCCCACAGAGAGGACACUGUGUCGGACACACGUGUGUCUCAUUACGGGCCGUGCGUCCUGACAGACGGACCAGCGGUGGUUUCCGCUCGGAGGAAAUGAUGGAGAAGGAAAGUUUCUGACGCCUCUCCGGUUUUGUUGGGACUGUCCGCAGGAAAGCUGGAGAACAGUUUCGCUCUGCUCGUCCUCGUCUGAAAGCGCAGAGACCGUAAAUCUGAAAACAUCUGUAUGGAUUUGGGAUUAACACUGAAAUGUCUCAGGAUUGGAAAUGCAGCUCCACGUUUAUCUGUUGCUCUUUAUUAUCACGACAGAUAAAACAUUGGCCUUGUUGCACCACCACUGUGGUGGAAAUGUCAGCCUGGACCGAGAACCCACUGGACACAUCAACCUCACUUCACCUGGACUUCUUACUGACACUGACAGACUCGAACCCGUGAACGACCACUCUGACGAAACCCUACGAGUUUCAGUUUGCACUUGGACGAUAGACAUUCCUCUGGGUCGGACGGUACUUUUAAAGUUGGAGAAUGGUUCUAACAUAUCAGUGCGCUGUUUCUGGAGCAAGGAAGUUCAGGUCCUGGAGACUGGGGGGACGUUUGUGCUCUCUGGCUGCGAUGGAAACAGAGCCUCACUCAUCUGGACAGGACCUGGACACUCUUCAAAUGCAGUUCAGCUGUCUUAUUACGUCCAGGAAGAUGAGAGGAAUUCCUCGGAGGGCCACACCAGCCCACGCUCAGACCGAGACCUUGUACGUCGCACUCAGACAGGAACCAGCUUUACAAGCACAGCCCCUGUUGAUCAAGAGGUGGUGAGAGGAACCAAAGGGGGCAAGGGUCGCCUCUUCGAAGGUCUGGAGGAGUGGAGCUCUGGGCCUCAGUCCGAGUCUAGUCCCUCCUCUCAAGACCGGGGGCUGCUGCACCCCACCUCACCCCUGCAGGGACUCGCUGUGGCUGGGAGAGCCGAUAGGGAAACUCUCCCUCUUCCUGAGGAAGAACCGAACAAUAGAGCGGAUACAUCUGGAGCUGCUCACCUCGCUGAUGGGAGAACACACCCCUAUUUUCAGCAUAGUACACACACACUGUUUCACACAUCACAGUCCGCAAACACAGAAACAAACUCUGGCAACGAGCUCCUCCAAACACAGAUGGCACCUAAACAUGCCACAGACAAAUAUACAGUCACUCAGACAUCUGACAUAUCGGUGGCGUCCACCUCCAGCGUCCCAGCUCUCACUUCUUCUCCCCCUGAGCCACAGUCCUGGACUCCCUGGGAGAGCGGCACCGUCCUCGGUCCACGUGGUGGAGCUGCCAGUGGGUCAGCUGGAGAGAACCACUCCUGGAGGAGCCAGCGAAGCACAGACGGACUUAACUCUGAUCCGACCUCCCCCGCCACCUCUGACCCUUCAAGCGCUGACACUGAACCCACAUCAUCAUCAUCAUCAUCAUCAUCCUCAGAGCGCUCCAGCAGGACUCAUUCGUACGCUGCUGUUGGCACCUCUGAAGCCACGUUGUUUCAUCCAAACACGAGUCGAACGGACUCAUUCGCAUCUUCUGUGUCAGAAGUUACCAGUCAAACUUCUGCGUUUGCGUCCUCUGAUAAGGCUGAAAACACGGAGACGCUUCACACUGUUAAUUCAUCCACAGAGAGUCGGACAGAGAGCACAACACACUCUCCAACCCCGUCCAUGUCAUCACUAGUCACACACACAAGCAGUGAAGCAGCAACACAAAGUACAAACACGACUAACACGCUCCCCUUCUCCUCUGACGUUACGACAGCUGACAACCGGGAACUCACGGCUUCUUCCUCUACACCCAGAGUCCAGGACUCAGCUACGACAGGAAGUACCGCUGACACUAAAACGUACACACUGCGUCCCACUCAGGAUCUCUCGCCUACAAAUUCACCAACUCCUCUUCCUCGCACGUCAUCCGGUGCGUCCACACACUCACCUACAUCUUCAUACACACCCCGAACACACACUACUUCAUCUGGUGUCUCAAAUUUCGUUUACUCGUCGUCAGCUCUGCCUUCCACUUCCACUGAAUCUGCUGCACUCACAACCGUCACACACCAGAAGACCAGCUCACGAACAUCAACGAUCAAACCAUCAUCGACGCCUCACACAGAAGAAAACCGCCUGUCAACGCCGACGUCUGCUAAAGUCCCAGCUACACAAACACAGUCCCACGACUACAUUACCAUGACACAUGCUUCUCUGCUCUCGCUCACCACUGCAAAAUCAGAUGAUGGACACGGAGACGUAGCAAAAGAAGAUGAGCUUCCCAGCAGCACAACCACACACACUCCCACAGCUGGACCUCCACCAUCCACCACCCCACGUCCCAGCCAGGAGAAGCAUGCCGCACUCACACCGACUGUUCUAACCAUCGGACCCACGUGGAGCCCCAAAACUAGUCAGAUGCCCAAGUUGUACAUUGUGCCUGACCAGCCUGCAGCCAUCAGAGUGCAGUCAAUUGAGCUGCUGCUGCAAGUCAUUGUAGAAGGGUCCAGAUCGGGUUUUCAUUCUGGCUUGGAGGAAGACGCUGCCGCCUGGGUGGAGCCGUACCUGCAGAGAGCCCCGGGGUUCAGCAGGCUGCUGGGAGUCUGGAGCAGUGGCCAUGCCGUUCAGAGUCUGGUGGAGUUUAAAACCAGCGGGGCUCUGCAGUGGCUCAGCAUGAAGGGACCCACAUCACUGCUGGAACGAACCGGACUCGCUCAGGCUGUUCGCGAGGGGAGGAGCUUCGGAUCGUCCAAAAUCACUAACAUCACACUGGGAGGUCUGCAGGGUGAAGUGUGUGACUGGUUGCUGCAGUGCCCAGCAGGCUACAACUGUGUGUCCCGGCCCGGCUCCUCAGACUACAGCUGUUCUUCUGUCUGCCACUUUGACUACUGCCACCACCACGGCAUCUGCACACACCACCCGGCCCAACUUCCAGUCUGCCGCUGCCUUGUAGGAGAGGACUUCUGGUACAUGGGUCGAAGGUGUGACGUGAGGAUGACUCGAGCGCGGCUCGUGGGCGCGUGUCUCGCCAUCUUACUCGUCGUGGUGACAGUGAUAGGUGUUUUGGCGUUUGUGGCAGUGCGGCGCUACCGAGCCGUCCUGAUCCAGGCCAAAGUAGAUCAGACUCGGAGCAGCUACCGCAGGUUCAACCAUUUUGAUGAGCUGUCAGGACGCUUCUGGUUGCGUUCGUGGGCAGGAUCAGCAGACUCGCUGGAUAAUCCUGCCUUUACACGCUCCGAUGAGUUACUGCACCUGCGGGCGCUCGACCGCCCCUGCUGUUACCACGACGACACGCUGUCGCUGGCAUCCACAUGCCCCAGCCACGGAACACGACUCAAUACCAUCUACCCCCACAGUUCUCAGUAUGGCUGGAGAGGAAGCGAGGUGAGCGUGGGAGAUGGUGUUUUGGACUCGGGUAAGGCCAGUGACCUCUCUGUAUGCAGCUGGCCUGUGGAGCCCAUUCAGUGGACUCCCUUCCCACUUCUGCAGCAACUGGCUUCCCACAGGACACCCACAGUGAGGCUGUCAAGGCCACGGUCCUACUGUGAAGGCAUGGAGCUGGUAGAAAUGGGGAAGAGCUGGACUGCGUGACACACAAGAAUCAACUAUCCAUACACUGGUAUCUACAGCUAAUUUUUGCUUUCAAGGCCUCGAAAUGUUCUUGUUUUGUUGAUUAAACUGUAAAACAAUACGUGUAAAUGUGUAUAAGUGUAUAUAACUGUAUAUUUGUUUGUUAAAUUGUUUGUCUGAAUCUUAUGUUUCGUACAUGCCCACUCUGACAGGAUGAAGGAUACACUGUAAAAAAUAAAAAAAAAAAAACAAAAAGAUGCUUUCUAAAUGUCUACAGCACACUGAUAUAAUGCUUUAAUAAACCUGAUUCUUAUUCAGGGUAA